Messenger RNA from Lathyrus sativus (Indian pea), 414 nucleotides. Lineage: Eukaryota; Viridiplantae; Streptophyta; Magnoliopsida; Fabales; Fabaceae. The record is from the annotation of a GenBank genome assembly.
AUGGAUAUUCACAAACACAUUCCAAUACCAAGUUUUACAUCACACCGUUUCACUUCAAGAAACCAAACUUUCUCUUCGUAUUUCCCCUUCAAAGUUGUCUGUUCCAAAAGAGACGAAUCUCAAAGAAACGGUGAUAACAAGGGUGAUAAAUCUUCAACGGAUUGGGACAAGGCAUGGUCAAAGUUCAAGAAGCAAGGGAAGAAAACUCUGUUCUCAAAUUUUUCUGCUGAUAAGUAUGUGAGUUGGAAUCCUAAGCGUUCAGAUUUCCCACUUUCUGAGGAGGUUGAUCCUAUUAAGAGAACAGAGAGAUCAAACCUCAAGUUCUGGAAUAGUCCUACUUUUACUCUAGGUGGUGCACUUAUUAUUCUCAUUUUUCUUUUGUUGUAUACCCUUCAAGCACCGAUCAACAAGUAA